Molecule: messenger RNA, 848 nt
Organism: Macadamia integrifolia
Lineage: Eukaryota; Viridiplantae; Streptophyta; Magnoliopsida; Proteales; Proteaceae
Product: small polypeptide DEVIL 11-like
Exons: 1
Coding region: 197-475 (92 amino acids)
Biological process (GO): negative regulation of cell population proliferation
Source: RefSeq, a predicted model, not a curated record
CCAACCCGUAUCAUCAAUCUCACUGCUCAACUAAACCUCUCAAGUCUCAGCUCACUACCCUGAGAAAGGUUCCACUCCCCUGCCACCUCUCUCUUUGUCUCUCUCUCUUCCUCUCUUCUCCGCAGGGAAAGGGCUUCCACCCAGACACAUCGAACUCAAAGAGGGUGUGGAAGCGUAUCUCAUCAAAAUCAUCAUCAUGGCUGUUGCAGAUGUUGCUCCACAGUUCUACCUUGACGAGAAAUGGAAAUUGUCAAAGAAAGAAGGAUCAAGGAGUACUCGAUCUACCACUUCUUCGACUUCCCCUCUCAUUAGAAAUUCAUCUCAGAAGUCCCCUCUAACGAGGAAUUCGUCGCAGAGGAGGUGUUCAUUCAGUAGGAAAUGUGCGAGCUUGGUCAAAGAACAGAGAGCCAGGUUCUAUAUCAUGCGUCGUUGUGUUACCAUGCUUGUUUGCUGGCGCGAGUACGGUGAUUCUUGAUCUCAAGUCUAGGAAGGAGACGAAAAGGAGAGUCUUUUAUCCUUUUUUUUUGUUCGCCUCUUCCUUCAUUUGAGAUGAGCGCCGGGGUUCCAUUAAAACCCUCCCCCAAGUUUUCUGCCGUCCAAGAAGGAAAGGAGUUCGAAGGACGAAGAAGUUGAAAUUACAGAGACAGAGGAAACGGAGAUCGAUUGAUUUACUUGUAUAGAUAGAUUUACGAUUCUUUCUGUUUUUCUACUUCUCUUUUUCUGUAGUAGUAGAUUUUUUUUAUUUUUUUUUUUUAAAUCAAAUUGGGCAUCCACUUUUACUGUAACCAUUGCCGAUCUGAGUAGAACGAUUUAUUUGAAAUCUUAUUUGGAGAUUUUUUUUUUUUCUC